CACCGCACGUCCGGGGAAGCGCGCUCACGUGGGUCUUUACGUCACCGCGGCGCGCCACCUUUCCUCCUUUCUCUUGUCCUGAAGAUGGCGGCCGGGACUCUUUACACGUACCCGGAGAACUGGAGAGCCUUCAAGGCUCAGAUCGCAGCCCAGUACAGCGGUGCGCGUCUGAAGGUGGCCAGCGCUCCUCCCGCCUUCACCUUCGGCCAGACCAACCGCAGCCCGGCCUUCCUCGGCAACUUCCCCCUCGGCAAGGUUCCUGCCUUUGAGGCUGACGAUGGCUUCUGCCUCUUUGAGAGCAAUGCCAUCGCUUAUUACCUGAGCAACGAUGUCUUGCGAGGCUCCAGCCCCCAGGCCAGCGCACAGGUGCUUCAGUGGGUCAGUUUUGCUGAUGCAGAGAUCAUCCCUCCAGCCAGCACGUGGGUCUUCCCCACCCUGGGCAUCAUGCAAUACAACAAGCAGGCCACUGAGCAAGCAAAGGAGGAAGUGAAGCGGGCACUCGCCGUCCUGAACCAACACUUAAACACCCGGACCUUCCUGGUGGGAGAGAGAGUCACCCUGGCUGAUAUCAGCGUUGUCUGCUCCCUGCUUUGGCUCUUCAAACAGGUCCUGGAACCUGCCUUUCGCCAGCCUUUUCCCAACAUGAACCGCUGGUUCAUCACCUGCAUCAAUCAGCCGCAGUUCAAAGCUGUGCUGGGAGACGUAAAGCUUUGUGACAAGAUGGCCCAGUUUGAUGCAAAGAAGUUUGCAGAGAUGCAACCCAAGAGGGAUGGUGCUCCCAAGAAGGAGAAGGCCAGCAAGGAAGGUGGCAAGCAGCAGGAGAAGAAGGAGAAGAAAGAGAAGAAGGAGGAGAAGAAGGCCCCUGAGCCCGAGGAGGAUAUGGAUGAGACCGAGGCUGCCCUGGCUUCCGAACCCAAAACGAAGGACCCCUUCGCUCACCUGCCUAAAAGCACAUUUGUUUUGGACGAGUUCAAGCGCAAAUACUCCAACGAGGACACGCUGACCGUGGCACUGCCCCACUUCUGGGAGCACUUUGACCGUGAGGGCUUCUCUAUCUGGUACGGAGAGUACCGCUUCCCCGAAGAGCUGACCCAGACGUUCAUGAGCUGCAAUCUGAUCACUGGAAUGUUCCAGAGGCUGGAUAAACUGCGCAAGCACGCCUUUGCCAGCGUCAUCCUCUUUGGCACCAACAACGACAGCAGCAUUUCUGGCAUCUGGGUGUUCAGAGGCCAAGACUUGGCUUUCACACUCUCGGAGGACUGGCAGGUGGACUACGAGUCGUACAGCUGGCGCAAGCUGGACGUGGACAGUGACGAGUGUAAGACCAUGGUGAAGGAGUACUUUGCGUGGGAGGGUGACUUUAAGCAUGUGGGCAAGGCCUUCAACCAGGGCAAAAUCUUCAAGUAGGAGGGGCCUCCGUCCGAACGUACCAUCCAAGCCUCCCCCGGACACGCUGCUCAACUACAGCCCGCCGAGUGGCUCCCCCCGCUGUCGAACCUGAGGCUGGCUCAUCAGGGGAGGUUGUUUGCUGAAAAAUAAACAGUAUUUUCCAAAAGCC
This is a messenger RNA of Scleropages formosus (Asian bonytongue), 1558 nucleotides long. It is a transcript of the gene eef1g, whose product is annotated as eukaryotic translation elongation factor 1 gamma. Gene Ontology annotation, molecular function: translation elongation factor activity. Gene Ontology annotation, biological process: translational elongation. The transcript has 10 exons. Gene Ontology annotation, cellular component: cytoplasm; nucleus. The record is from RefSeq and is a predicted model, not a curated record. NCBI's taxonomy places the organism in Eukaryota, Metazoa, Chordata, Actinopteri, Osteoglossiformes, Osteoglossidae. Bases 85 to 1407 code for a protein of 440 amino acids.